Molecule: messenger RNA, 1872 nt
Organism: Protobothrops mucrosquamatus (brown spotted pit viper)
Lineage: Eukaryota; Metazoa; Chordata; Lepidosauria; Squamata; Viperidae
Product: adhesion G protein-coupled receptor B1-like
Exons: 12
Biological process (GO): engulfment of apoptotic cell; cell surface receptor signaling pathway; adenylate cyclase-activating G protein-coupled receptor signaling pathway
Cellular component (GO): membrane; dendrite; postsynaptic density
Molecular function (GO): G protein-coupled receptor activity
Source: RefSeq, a predicted model, not a curated record
GUGAUCUGUACCUUGGUGGCUGCUUUCCUUCACUUUUUCUUCCUCUCCUCCUUCUGCUGGGUGCUGACAGAAGCUUGGCAAUCCUACAUGGCCGUGACGGGCAGGCUACGGAACCGCAUCAUCCGCAAACGUUUCCUGUGCCUCGGAUGGGGUCUCCCUGCCUUGGUGGUUGCUAUCUCUGUGGGGUUUACUAAAGCCAAGGGCUACGGCACCGGGAACUACUGCUGGCUGUCUUUGGAGGGUGGUCUACUCUAUGCCUUCGUGGGACCGGCAGCUGCUGUGGUUUUGGUAAACAUGGUUAUUGGGAUUCUGGUGUUUAACAAACUUGUAUCCAAAGAUGGAAUAACAGAUAAGAAACUGAAGGAACGGGCAGGGGCAUCCCUCUGGAGCUCCUGUGUAGUCCUGCCUCUGCUGGCCCUCACCUGGAUGUCGGCAGUGCUGGCCAUCACCGACCGCCGUUCGGCUCUCUUCCAGAUCCUCUUCGCAGUCUUUGACUCCUUGGAGGGCUUCGUCAUUGUCAUGGUUCACUGCAUUCUGAGAAGAGAGGUGCAAGAUGCUGUUAAAUGCCGAGUGGUGGAUCGUCAGGAAGAAGCCAACGGAGAUUCCGGAGGAUCGUUCCAGAACGGACACGCCCAGCUUAUGACGGAUUUUGAGAAAGACGUGGACAUGGCUUGUAGAUCAGUGCUCAACAAAGACAUCGGGACAUGCCGGACCAUGACCAUCACCGGGACGCUGAAGCGCCCGUCCCUGCAGGAUGAGGAGAAGCUGAAGCUCGACCACCCAAAGGGAUCCUCCAACUUCAACAGUCUUCCAGCCAACGUCUCCAAGUUGCAUCUCCAGAGCUCUCCCCACUACCUGGGUGCCAUCAACCUCAACGACUUCAACAACCACACCCUGACCUUGAAGAAGGACAAGAGCCAAGGAUCCUCCAACUUCAACAGUCUUCCAGCCAACGUCUCCAAGUUGCAUCUCCAGAGCUCUCCCCACUACCUGGGUGCCAUCAACCUCAACGACUUCAACAACCACACCCUGACCUUGAAGAAGGACAAGAGCCAAGCUCCCAAAUCCAUCUACAUCUGCGACGGAGAUAUCUUCAAAAAGCUGGACUCGGAGCUUUCACGCGCCCAGGAUCAAGCCAGGGACACCAGCUACGUCAUUCUGCCCACCAACACGUCCACCUUGAGGCCCAAGCCGCCACCCCCGCCGCCACCACCCCCGCCGCCACCCCCCAAGGACGACACCAAGUACAGUAUCAACAUUGACCAGAUGCCUCAGACAAGGCUCAUCCACCUCAGCAUGGCCACAGAUCCGGGCUUUGUGGUCAAGAGCCCACCAAGAGAGCCUGCAGGGAUCAGCGGCGGGGAAGGGCAGGCUUCGUCCAUGAUGCAGCAGCAACCUUUGUCUCCGCCCUUGGUCAAUAAAUCCAUGGACUUACAGUUGCCCAACAGCUUGUGUGACACGGGCAAGAGCGGCAACACCGGAAUCGUGACCAAGAACGAGGCAGUCUCCACCCUCUCCAUGAGCUCCCUCGAAAGGCGGAAAUCCCGAUAUGCAGAACUAGAUUUUGAGAAAAUCAUGCACACAAGAAAACGUCACCAAGACAUGUUCCAGGACCUGAACCGGAAGCUGCAACAUGCAGAGAAGGAAAAAGAAUCUCCACCCAUGGAGACUAAGCAAGAGAAGCAGCCGACACCAAACAAGAGACCUUGGGAAACGCUCCGGAAGGUCCACUCGCCCCCAGCUUGGGUCAAAAAGGAGAUGGAGACUGAGAUUCAGUCUCCUUUAGAACUCAAAACUGUGGAAUGGGAGAAGUCAGGCACAACAAUUCCCCUGGUGGGACAGGACAUUAUUGACCUCCAGACAGAGGUCUGA